GGAAGAAUGGCUGAAAUUGUUUCACAAUCGGACAUUCAUUCCUCGAAUUUUCCAGAAAUUCAAAAGCUCGUCGAUCGGACUUUGGAGAGCGUGCCAGGAAUGGUUCGAUUUGAGGUCGUCGUAGUUAAUUGAUCUUGGAAGCAAAGAAACGUUGUCUUAUCAAAUUGAGUUGAGAACUGGUGGUUGAUGGAACUGCGACUCAGACUCUCAGAUGUGUGGCUGAGUUGCGCCACCAUUCUUCCUCGUGUCAUAAUUUUCAUGCCUCAAUCAAGUGUAGCCUGAAGUAUUAGAGACUCCAUACAUCUCUCCUAGCCAAACCUGCCCGAUAAUCCGUGUAGCAAUCUUGGUACGAUGUAUUCGCAGAUGACGUACGGUUUAAGGUGAAAAACAACAAUCCAAAACGUCAGGUCACAGUGCGUGUUGAAACGAUUGAAACACUUCACUACCUGGAAUCUCUGAAUAUUGACGCAACUGACUGAAGAUUCACGGACCUGGAUGAGAUAUCUGUCCAUGCCAUAAUGAGCUUCAAUGGAAAACCCAUUAAGGGUGUUCUCUUGGACAUCACCGGUGUUCUAGCCGAAAGCAGUGCGGAAGGAGAUGGCCAAGUCAUUUUCGGAUCAGUGGAAGCCGUUAAAAAAUUAACGGAUAAAGGAAUCCAGGUUCGAUUCUUGACCAACGAAACCCAGCGAACCAGGCGGAACUUGAUGGAAAAGCUCCAUCGACUCGGGUUCUCCAUGAACGAAACCGACAUAUUUCCACCUGCCUUAGCCAUGUCAUCCAUUGCUCUGGAGAAGAAUCUCCGACCUUUCUUACUCGUCCACGAGAACGUUUUGCCCGAUUUGGCGGCCAUUCCCAUCGCCGAAAACUAUGACAGUGUGGUCAUCGGGGACGCGGUGGAUGAAUUCUCCUAUCAAAACCUGAACAAGGCCUUUCGAGUACUGAUGGCCUCGGGAGGUCCUUUGUACACCUUGGGGAAAGGGCGCUUUUACCGUGAGGAUGGAGAACUGACCUUGGAUGUGGGUGCAUUUGCCGCGGCCUUGGCCUUCGCUGCCGAUCGAGAGGCCAUUGUGUGUGGCAAACCCGCCCCCAACUUCUUUGCCACGGCCAUAAAAGACAUGGGCGUUCGAGCCGAAGAGACGCUCAUGGUGGGCGACGAUAUCGUCUCUGACGUGGGCGGGGCUCAGGCGUGCGGAAUCAAGGGGAUUCUGGUGCGCACCGGAAAGUUCCAACCGCAAGACGAGAACCAUCCGAACGUAACGCCCGACAAAAUUGUGAAUAAUCUCGCCGAAAUAGCGGAUAUAAUCGUAUCCGAUUAAGUCGUGGUCAAAAAAGGGUUGGCAAUACAAUAAGCAAGUACGAAACGA
Messenger RNA from Tigriopus californicus, 1364 nucleotides. Its product is annotated as phospholysine phosphohistidine inorganic pyrophosphate phosphatase-like. Gene Ontology annotation, biological process: dephosphorylation. Lineage: Eukaryota; Metazoa; Arthropoda; Copepoda; Harpacticoida; Harpacticidae. Bases 519 to 1316 code for a protein of 265 amino acids. Gene Ontology annotation, cellular component: cytosol. The transcript is spliced from 3 exons. The record is from RefSeq and is a predicted model, not a curated record. Gene Ontology annotation, molecular function: inorganic diphosphate phosphatase activity; phosphatase activity.